Molecule: messenger RNA, 3310 nt
Organism: Drosophila eugracilis
Lineage: Eukaryota; Metazoa; Arthropoda; Insecta; Diptera; Drosophilidae
Product: insulin-like growth factor 1 receptor
Molecular function (GO): protein binding
Source: RefSeq, a predicted model, not a curated record
AGUCGAUUCGAAUUCCGCUUGCAUUUCGCGAAACGCUUAAAUUAACUAAACGAUGUAAAUUGUAAAAUAUGUGAGCUUUGUAUAAAUUAGGUGCUUCAUCCAUUGAGCUCUAGACAGCAAAAAAAAAUUGCAAACAAAAUUAAAAACAAAAGGCAGUCCCUUCGUGUGCGAUUGUUCGCCAUAGAUAGCGAGAACCUAAAAAAUAAAAGCGGAGCGAAUAGCGUUCGACUCAUAAAUAUCGAAGCUAAUCAGAUGGACAGCGGAGAGCCAGUGCGCUAAUUAGGAGUGCUACAUAUAACUGUAAGCUAAUCGGAUCGAAAAAAAAAAAAACAUAAGUUCGGCAAAAGCAAUGCAAUAUGUUGGAGCGAGAUCGCUGCCGGCAAAAGAAACUAAAAAGUGAAAACGAAAAUUAAAGCUAAGAACAUUUAUGCAAGUCCCAGCUUGGCAACAUGAAAUCUAGCUACAUGUUGCUUACCGCCAGCCUCAUGAUGCUGGCGCUAUAUGGCGGUGGUGCCGAAUCAAAAAUGGAGCAUGAAUGCACCAGCAUUGACAUCCGUAACGAAUGCAGUAAGUUUCAUCUGCUGGACAACUGCACAGUGGUCACUGGAUACGUUUUGAUCGUAUUAAUCCACGGGGAACAGAACAACUGUAACUUUUCGAACUAUUCCUUUCCACUUCUAACCGAGAUUACCGAGUUUAUGAUCUUCACUGAGGUGCGGGGCCUGACCAACAUCACGGAGAUGUUUCCGCACCUGACCGUUAUUCGGGGUCACCGAUUGUUCCUCAACUAUGCUCUUGGCAUAACCAACAUGCAUGACCUCGAGCAGUUAGCUUUUCCACAACUAGUGGCAAUACAAAGUGGCCAAGUCUACAUCGGCAACUGCCCUAAGCUCUGUAACAUGGACCGGGUUAAUUGGGAUCUGCUCACCCUCAGCAGGGGCGAAAAUCAAAUUAAUGUUGUCGGUAAAAAUUGUAGCACACCCGUGUGCCACGGAUGCUCCUCCUCUCACUGCUGGUCGAACCAUUUCUGCCAGCGUUCUCUUAACGAAAAUGUUGCCAAUCCCAAGGCCAACAUUAACACAUGCCAUGAAGAGUGCUUGGGUGGCUGUAAGAAUAACUCGAUAUCCGCUGCUGACUGUACCGUCUGCCGAGGACUUAGUGAUUCUGGUGUCUGUGUGAAGAGCUGCCCGAAGAACAAAUAUGCCAUGCAACUCUUUCAGCGCUGUUAUACCAGGGAUGAAUGUGUAAUCAAACAUGGCUAUGUUAUCUAUGAAUCAGAGUGCGUUGCCUUCUGCCCCAGCGGCUACAGGACGGACAACAAGUCCGAGUGCGUGCUUUGUAGUCCCGAAGAGGCUUGCGUUAGCUUUUGCACUCCCGAGUAUCCUGGGAAUACGUUCACCAUAUACAACCUGGCCGAUGCUGAGAAGUUGCGUGGCUGCCAGAUCUUUAAUGGUAGCCUGGUUAUCACCAUUCGCAACAAGGUGAAUGAGACACUGCUGUUCCAGAUGUUCACUAGUAUCCGGGAGGUUCGCGGACACCUCAAAGUCUAUCGUUCCUCCCAGCUACGAAGUUUGAAUUUCCUCAGUAAUCUGGAGCGAGUACACGGUGAUCCGCUAGAUAAUCGCCACUACUCCUUUAUACUCUACGACAAUAAGCAGCUCUCCGAGUUGUGGAAACCUUCCCAGCAACUGGAGUUCAUGGAAGGCGGCAUGUUCAUGCAUCGUAACAAUAAGCUAUGUAACCGGAGGAUGCGAGAGUUCCAAAACAGUGUAACCCACGACAGGGCCCUAGACUCGUUGCAGGAAAAUGAUGAGGAGGUCCAAUGCAGUCCCUCGAAACUAGUACUAUAUGUACAGAAACGAUCCCACCGAACAGUGAAGCUAAGCUGGCUUAAGUCUAAGACCAGCCAGCGGAUAGAGCUAAUCCACCGACCAUUGCCGCCCGGAAAGACGUACCACGAAGAGAGUGAACUUGAGGCACCGAUAUGCACACGAAUCAACUGGAAACGACGCAUACUUUUCCCUGACAAUCUGAUCGAGAAUGGUACCCACUAUCUGUUCGAGUUGGAUGAUCUUCAGCCAGACACUAGAUACGCCAUCUUGUUGCGAACUUUCGGCGAUGAAUUGGCUCUGGAGGCGCGCAGUGAACUAACAUAUAUUCAGACGCAGAUAGAUAUACCGAGACAACCGCUGCUAGAGCUUGUCAAAAAGACGGAUAGUUCGCUGACUAUUCGCAUGGCCAGUCACAACCACGACAGCUUCCUACUAACUGUUUUCGAAUUGCCCGAUGAUCAGGAGUAUAUAGAACAACGGAAUUACUGCCACCAGCCGUCGUAUAUGUUACAGGACAUGGAUGGCCCCAAAUGGAUGAACUUCGACGACUACGACAAUUGCUGUGCCCACAAGGAGGAGCAAUUAAAAGAUUCUCGCUUUAUCGAGAACAUGCGGGAGCAGUAUCGGUGUUCCCUAGAUGAUCCUAAGCUCUGUCGGCGACUGGUAUUGUCGGAGGCCGCUCUACCACAGUUAAGGCUGCCGGGAAACACUACGGAGUACGAGAUAAAGACACUGCAUCGUUAUCGCCUGUAUGCGCUACAGUUGCAGGCCUGCAAUCCACUAGGAUGCAGCAGCCAUACAUCACUUUACGGACGCACAAACUACACAUUGGGUGCAGAUCUGCCUACUAAGUUACAUGCCUGCCACAUUCCGGAGAUGCAUAAGUACAUCCUGCACUUCGACGAGCCAAAGAAACCAAAUGGCCUCUUGACCAACUAUGUUAUCCACUAUCGACACAACUCCACGAUCCACGUGAGUUGUGUAACAAGGCAGGAUCACCAGAAUGCCGGCUACGUGAACGUCAAUCAGAUAAAUAUCACUUUCACCGAUUGCGCUGUACGGGUCCAUUCCCUAGCAGGUGAUGUGAUGACGGCCUAUAUCCCAAUUACCCAAUGCAGUGACGAUGACCGACGGCGGUUGGCCCACAUUCGGGAGGCUAAGGAAUUGAGCCCGGAGAUUUCUGAGUUGCCUGUCACAACGUCACAUGCACGAGGCAUUAGCAUAUUCCUGAUCUGCUUCCUUCUUGGGUGCAGUGUUUCAUUGAUUUGGGUACUCUACAAGCGACGCUGCUGGAGGAAAUUGCCAGGACUCAGGCGCUAUAUGCCUGUACGGGAACAGUGGUUGAGGGACCGACAGCAAACCGAGGAUCGCGAAAUCCUUGUCGACGGAUUCGAAACUGUUCGUUUUCAGAACAACAACGACAGCCAAGGGGACGAUUAUCCCAUGUAAACGAUAAUACAUAAAUGUAUGAGAACUUA